Molecule: messenger RNA, 1608 nt
Organism: Dovyalis caffra
Lineage: Eukaryota; Viridiplantae; Streptophyta; Magnoliopsida; Malpighiales; Salicaceae
Source: the annotation of a GenBank genome assembly
AUGGCAGCAAAAUCACCACCGCAAAAACCCACCAAAACCUCCCAUGCAAUCAAUACAGGCGGUGGUUAUUGCUCCGAAACCAAAACCUUUCACAGUCUAAGACCACCUGCAAUUCCACCACCACCUCAUCAACCUCUCUCAAUAACCCAAUUCAUCCUCUCUCACCUCUACUCAUCCACCACUCCAAUUACCACAACAACCUUCUUUACCAUCCUCUCCGCUGCCCAGUCUCUAACUUACUCUCAAGCCAUCGACCAAAUUUACUCUCUUUCUUCAUCUCUCAAGAUCAUCUACUCUUUAAAGAGAAACGACGUCGCUUUCAUCGUCUGCCCUUCCUCUCUCCACGUCCCCAUUCUCUAUUUCUCUCUUCUUUGCCUUGGGGUCACCGUCUCUCCCGCCAAUCCAUUCAGUUCAAACUCCGAGCUGACUCACCAAAUCCAGCUCAGCAAACCCAAGAUCGCAUUUGCCACCUCCCAAACUGCUCCCAAGCUUCCCUCUUUCCCCCUCGGCACCAUCCUCAUUGACUCCCCGGAGUUCACCUCCUUGUUGACUCAGAGUUCCAAACAAGACACUGCUACCAACCACGUUGAAGUCAGUCAAUCCGACGUGGCAGCCAUUCUUUAUUCCUCAGGCACAACUGGGAGAGUCAAAGGCGUGCCAAUAACUCACCGGAACCUCAUAGCUUCAGUCGUGGCUUUUCGUAGCGGUGCAGAACCCAACCCACAUGCGGUUUUGCUGCUUACGAUGCCUUUGUUUCAUGUUUAUGGCUUCUUUAUGUUGAUAAAUGCGUUUUGGAGAGGAAAGACGUUGGUUUUAAUGGAGAGGUUUGAUUUUGAGCAAAUGUUGAAGGCUGUAGAGAGGUAUAGAGUGAGUUUCAUGCCGGUGUCGCCGCCCCUUAUUCUGACGUUAGUGCAAUCGGAUUUGACUAACAAGUAUGAUUUGAGUUCACUGCGGAUGCUUAUUUGCGGUGGCGCGCCUUUGAGCAAGGAGGUUGCUGACAAAUUCAAAGGAAAAUUUACACAGGGGUAUGGGUUAACAGAGGCUGGAGCGGUAACAAGUAUGAUAGGACCUGAAGAGUACAAGCACCAUGCUUCUGUCGGUCGUUUGCUAGCAAACAUGCAAGCCAAAAUUGUUGAUCCUCUAACUGGAGAGGCCGUGGGUCCUGGCAAGAGAGGGGAGCUCUGGUUGCGAGGGCCAUCUGUUAUGGAAGCUCGUGUUAGUACAGGUUAUGUAGGAGAUGAGAAGGCAACUGCUGAAACCUUUGAUUCAGAAGGGUGGUUAAAGACCGGGGAUCUUUGUUUCUUUGACUCUGAAGGGUUCCUCUACAUUGUUGAUAGGCUAAAGGAAUUGAUAAAAUACAAGGCAUAUCAGGUGCCCCCAGUUGAGUUGGAACAAUUACUAAUGUCGAAUCCUGAAAUUGCUGAUGCUGCUGUAAUUCCGUAUCCUAACAAAGAAGCAGGGCAAAUUCCCAUGGCCUAUGUGGUUGCACCAUACAAGAAGAUAAGACGAGUGGCUUUUAUCAAUGCCAUUCCCAGAUCUCCUGCAGGAAAGAUCUUGAGGCGGGAGCUGAUCAAUCAUGCUCUCUCUGCUGCUUUAUUAAAACUGUAG